AUGCGGCUACACAAGCUGGGCGUGGGGGGUGAGAUGGCAAAUCGAGGGAAUGGUUUUUGGAUCCUGCUGGUUUUCUUACUGGAUUUACUCGGGUCGGCGGCCAGCAACAUGGAGCCCAUCUACUGGAAUUCCCUGAACGAAAGGUUCAGGGACGACAAGGGCUACAUCCUGUACCCUCAGAUCGGGGAUCGGCUGGACCUCAUCUGCCCUCCGCUGGACACCGCCCGGUCCACGCCGGAGUACGAGUUCUACAAGCUCUACCUCGUGGCCAAGCGGGAGCAGGCGGACCGCUGCGAGGUCAUGGGCCCCCCCAACAUCGUGCUCACGUGCGACGAGCCCACCCGCGAGCGCCGCUUCACCAUCAAGUUCCAGGAGUUCUCGCCCAACCUCUGGGGCCACGAGUUCAAGACCUUGCACGACUACUUCAUCAUCGCUACGUCAGACGGGACGCGCCAAGGCCUGGAUAGCAUGAGGGGCGGAGUCUGUGUCACGCAAGGCAUGAAGGUGGUCCUGAAAGUGGGACAGAGCCCAUAUGGACUGCCUCCGAAGAAGGAGCCUGCGGGACGCACCACCAGCAGAAACCCAGCAGGGAACUCCACCCAGUCCCAGAGACCCAACGGCUUCGGGAACGAGGGCACCGGUGAGAACGGCCCGCUCCAAGCCUCCAACAUCGCCCUCAUCGCCGGCACCGCGGGAGGCUCCGCCUUCCUCCUGCUGGUGACGGCCGUGAUCUGCUUCGUGUGCUACCGCCGGCGGCACGCCAAGCACUCGGACACGCACCACCCGCCGCUGUCGCUGUCCUCGCUCACCAGCCCCAAGCGGGGGGGCGGCGGCGGCGGCAUGGGCCUCACCAGCUCCAACAACAACGGCUCGGAGCCCAGCGACAUCAUCAUCCCGCUGCGGACGUCGGACUCGGCCUACUGCCCGCACUACGAGAAGGUCAGCGGGGACUAUGGCCACCCGGUCUACAUCGUGCAGGAGAUGCCGCCUCAGAGCCCGGCCAACAUCUACUACAAAGUAUGA
This is a messenger RNA of Limanda limanda (common dab), 1023 nucleotides long. It is a transcript of the gene efnb3b, whose product is annotated as ephrin-B3b. Gene Ontology annotation, biological process: ephrin receptor signaling pathway; axon guidance. The coding region runs from base 1 to 1023 and encodes 340 amino acids. Gene Ontology annotation, molecular function: ephrin receptor binding. The record is from RefSeq and is a predicted model, not a curated record. Gene Ontology annotation, cellular component: plasma membrane. Lineage: Eukaryota; Metazoa; Chordata; Actinopteri; Pleuronectiformes; Pleuronectidae. The transcript is spliced from 5 exons.